UUCAUAAAUAAAAGAAAAUUCUCAACCUUUCUUUUCUUUCUCUCUGACGCGUUCUUCUUCUUCCUUCUCAUCUCUUUCCCAGAAAGUUAUCAUUAAUCCCUUUUUUUCACUUUCUUCCUUUCCUCUCCUCUGACUUUUUUUUUCUCGUAACUAUAGUUUUCAAUUAGAUUCUUCUUCCUCGUAUAUACAUAAAAUCAUUUUUCGAUCUGAGACGGAAUCAACAAAGAAAAUCCCGCCGGAAUCCAUGGCUACGGCAGCGAUAUUCUCAUCUCUACGACGGAGGAGAUCGCCGUCACUGGAAGCCUUUCUAUCUCCCGUUGACCUCUCCGGCCUCCCCCUCGUUCAAACCCUAGCCGCAAUCUCAACGGAAAUCAUCUCUUCCUUCAGCGGCACACGGUUCUCCUUCCAACGAAGAAACGCUCGCUCGCUGAUUCGUAAGAUCGAGAUCUUCCUCGUGUUAUUCGAAUCCCUCGCGGAGUCACGCUGGGGCUCGACGCCUUCAUCUUCCUCGUCGUCGUCUUCCACAGCGUUGCUGUGUCUCAAGGAGCUCUAUCUCCUCCUCUACAGAUCCAAGAUCCUCCUCGAUUACUGCGCUCAUUCCAGUAAGUUAUGGCUAUUACUCCAAACUCAAUCCAUCUCCGGCUACUUCCAUGAUUUGAAUCAAGAGAUCUCGACGCUUCUCGACGUCUUCCCGGUCAACGAUCUCAACCUCAGCGACGACGUCAGAGAGCAAAUCGAGCUGCUCCAGAGCCAAUCGAGGAGAUCGAGAUUGUACAUCGAUAACAACGACGAGUCGUUACGCAGAACAUUCUACUCCUUCCUCGACGGAUUCGAGCACGGGGAGAUACCUAACACGCUAGCUCUGAGAUCGUUCUUCGUAGAGAAGUUAGGAAUUAAAGAUUCGAAAUCUUGCCGAAGCGAAAUCGAGUUCUUGGAGGAGCAGAUUGCGAAUCACGACGGAGAUGUGGAGCCUACAGGUUCUGUAAUCAACGGGUUUGUAGCCAUCACACGGUACUGUAGAUUCUUGCUGUUUGGAUUCGAAGAAGAGUGGAGAAUCAAGAAUAAUAAUCCCAAGAAGAAGAGCAAAGGAGACGGAAACGACGGGUUCAUAACAGUUCCAAAGGAUUUCGUUUGUCCGAUCUCUCUAGAUCUGAUGACGGAUCCUGUGAUUAUAUCCACAGGGCAGACUUAUGAUCGUACCUCCAUAGCUAGGUGGAUCGAAGAAGGGCACUGUACUUGUCCCAAGACGGGGCAAAUGCUCGUGGACUCUCGUAUCGUGCCUAAUCGAGCUUUGAAGAAUUUGAUCGUGCAGUGGUGCGCAGCGAGCGGGGACUCUUAUGAGUCCGAGUUUGUUACAGAUUCUCCGACAAACGAGGGGUUUGUGUCUGGUCUUCCGACAAAAGCUGCGGUUGAAGCGAAUAAAGCUACUGUUUCGAUACUUAUUGAGUAUCUAGCGGAUGGGUCUGAAGCGUCUCAGACUGUUGCCGCGAGGGAGAUUCGUCUUUUGGCGAAAACCGGGAAGGAGAAUAGGGAGUUUAUUGCGGAAGCGGGGGCGAUACCGCACUUGCGGAGGCUUCUCAAGUCGGAGAAUGCUGUCGCGCAGGAGAACUCUGUGACGGCGAUGCUGAACCUAUCGAUAUAUGAGAAGAACAAGAGUCGGAUCAUGGAGGAGGAGGAUUGUUUGGAGGCUAUAGUAAGCGUUCUUGUGUCUGGUCUCACAGUGGAAGCGCAGGAGAACGCAGCCGCCACGUUGUUUAGUCUCUCCGCGGUGCACGAGUAUAAGAAACGGAUAGCGAUGGCUGAUCAAUGCGUUGAGGCGUUGGCUUCGCUGCUUCAGAACGGAACACCGAGAGGGAAGAAAGACGCGGUGACGGCGUUGUAUAACUUAUCGACGCAUCCAGAGAACUGCAGUAGAAUGAUCGAAGGAGGAGGAGUGUCGAGUCUCGUUGGAGCUCUCAAGAACGAAGGAGUGGCGGAGGAAGCAGCAGGAGCUUUGGCUUUGUUGGUGAGACAGUCUCUUGGAGCUGAGGCUAUAGGGAAAGAGGAGUCCGCCGUGACGGGGCUCAUGUGGAUGAUGAGAUGCGGGACGCCGAGAGGGAAAGAAAACGCGGUGGCUGCGUUGCUUGAACUAUGUAGAAGAGGUGGAGCCGCUGUGGCGGAGAGAGUGUUGAGAGCACCUGCGAUUGCGGGAGUGCUGCAGACGCUUUUGUUUACGGGGACGAAGCGGGCUAGACGGAAAGCAGCUUCGCUUGCUCGGGUUUUCCAGAGGCGUGAGCAUGCGGCCAUGCGGGCAGGUGGUUAUGGGUUUGUAGGGGAUGUGAACGGGAAUAGAGACGGCGGCAAUUUUACGACGGAUGUCUCUGUUCCGAUGUCAAUCUCCAUCUCCGUACCUGUAUUGUGAUCUAUGUUUAGUUAAAAGGUUACAAGAGGGAACUUUCUUUUGUCGGUGGAUGGUGGUGUUUGUCAAUAUUAUACAUUUAUUGGUUGGGAGGUAUAAUACAAAGUGAAAUUUAAGAGAAGAUAUGUAUGUUUAUCUUUCAGGAGAACAAAACCUGAAAAAGAGAGCGAGAACAAAAAGAGUUUAGUGUUAUGAUCUUUGUGUGUAUUGUAUUUGUUAUGUAAGCUAUGAGACCUAUUGCAUUGUGAUGGUAAACUAAUAAGGAAGGAAAUUGCGUUUUGUUACUGUUAAUCA
Molecule: messenger RNA, 2692 nt
Organism: Brassica oleracea var. oleracea
Lineage: Eukaryota; Viridiplantae; Streptophyta; Magnoliopsida; Brassicales; Brassicaceae
Product: U-box domain-containing protein 17-like
Exons: 1
Coding region: 245-2401 (718 amino acids)
Biological process (GO): protein ubiquitination
Cellular component (GO): nucleus; cytoplasm
Molecular function (GO): ubiquitin-protein transferase activity; protein binding
Source: RefSeq, a predicted model, not a curated record